UUAAGUCCCUUCUCCUGACAGCUUGGGCCGACCGGCUCACAGGCUCAACACACAUAACAUUCACUCAGCGCGUUUUACGGUGUGGGCCGUGAGAAAGUUGAGAUGAGAACCAUCGGAAGACAGCGAUAACUAAUGACACAUCUGAGCGACAUAAUGGAAAAACAACCCAGAUUGCUGUCUUCGAGGCUUUUCCAGAAGCACAGACAGUUUGAAGUUGUUCUUAAUCGCAGUUUUUUGGCUUGGAGGGAGAUUGAGAAGAGCAGAAAACGAAGCUCGGACAUCAGCAGUGUGUCUGAAACAGCUCACAGCCAUGCUGUUCAGGUGUGCGAAAUAGUGGCUGUCCGCAAGACUGAAGAAGACAACCAAGACGACAUAAAAACCAGAAGUCAGAAAAAAGCAAAGCAGCAGUCCCAUCUGUAUCCCCAUGCAUUCACAGUUUCAUAUGUGAGGAGGACAAGGCAGCACCAGUGGCGGUGCAGUGAUGUCACCUUCCACUGUGCCAAUCAGGCACUCUGUGAGCAGUGGAUCCAAGUUAUCAAUGAGCAGCUGACACUAUUCACCAACCGACCAAAGAGCCUCCUGGUGUACAUCAAUCCCUACGGCGGAAAGCGGCACGGGAAGCGCAUUUACGAGCAGAAGGUGGCUCCACUGUUCCGUUGCGCCCGCAUCUCAGCGGACGUGAUUGUUACAGAGCGUGCCAAUCAUGCCAGGGACCACUUGAAAACAGAGGCCAAUCUGGAUAAAUAUGAUGGGGUGGUGUGUGUGGGUGGAGAUGGGAUGUUCAGUGAGAUCCUGCACGGGUUGGUCACCAGGACCCAAACUGACCAUGGCAUGGACCAGAACCAACCAGAUGCUGAGUUGGUGCAGUGUUCUCUACGCAUAGGGAUCAUUCCUGCAGGGUCCACUGAUUGUAUCUGCUUUGCCACAGUGGGAACCAAUGAUCCAGUUACUUCUGCUUUACACAUCAUUGUGGGUGAUUCCCAGCCGAUGGACGUGUGUUCGGUUCACCACAACAACACCUUCCUCAGAUACUCAGUCUCAUUGCUUGGCUAUGGUUUCUAUGGAGAUGUGCUGACUGACAGCGAGAGGAAGAGAUGGUUAGGUCCUGCCAGAUAUGACCUCUCAGGGGUAAAAACCUUCCUGAGCCACAACUACUACGAAGGCACCGUCUCUUUCCUCCCUGCCGACGACAACGUGGGGAACCCCAGGGACAAGCUGCGGUGUCGAUCCGGGUGCCAUGUCUGUCAGCACAAGCCCCUGUCAAAGGACAAGCAGUGGGAGACGUCAGAGGAGAAGGAAAAGUCUGAUAAAGGUGGCAGCAGUGGUUGGAGUGUGAUCCGUGGAAAGUUUAUUGCCAUUAAUGCCGCCAGUAUGAGUUGUGCAUGUCCCCGCAGCCCAAAAGGCCUUUCACCCUCCGCCCACCUCGCUGACGGCACCACAGACCUCAUCCUUGUCAGGAAGUGUUCCCGUUUGGACUUCUUUAGACACCUCCUUCGACACACCAACAAAGAAGACCAGUUCGACCACUCGUUUGUGGAGGUCCACCGGGUGAGGGCGUUUCAUUUUCAGCCGAAGCACCAGGAACUAGCUUCGCUAGAAGACCUGAGUGAGACUCCGAAGAAGACAGGCUUCACUCCCAUAUGCUCCAGCCAAACAACCUUCAACUACAGCAAAUUCCACAGCAGCUGGAACUGCGACGGGGAGAUCCUGCCUCACGCUGCCAUCAAAGUCAGUGUCCAGUGCCAACUGAUCAGGCUGUUUGCCCGUGGUAUCGAGGAGCAGCAGCAGCCACAGCAGUGUGUGUUUGAGGACCCUUGUACACUGUGGGCCCUGGAGCCAAGCACACACUAGUCAGUGGACUGAGAUCUGGACGGGCCAUUUAGCCGCUAGAAAGGAAAACACAAAGUUGGCACUUGGCAAGAUUUUCCUGGAAAAAAACAUGCAUCACAUCAGUGUAAACCCCAAAUGCUGGCAUACCAUCUCCCUUUACUGUGUUGCAGGUUUUCUUUAUACACAGGGAGUGGUGUAAAAUAACUCCAAAAUGAAGAUAGAGCCACCAGCCUUAAAAAAAAGGAAAGAUGGAGAUCCAAAGAGACAUCACUGAAGCCCGCAGAAUCCCGUUAUCUCCUUUCAACUAUUUUUUUUUUAAUCUGUACAUUUCUCAAAAAUGAAGAUGUUGAAACUCAGAGGGUCUGGGUGUUCACACAGCCACAUGCAACAGAGCUGAACUGGACUGAGCUGGACUCAGCCACGACGAUCAGCCAAUUUUGCCAUGAAGGAGAGCGCAAAUAGGAUUUCUCCCCAUGCAGAGAAGAGAGGCAGCCAAGGAGAUACAGCUUUGUAACAAGGAUGAAGAAGAAAAUGUCUGUGAAGUACACUGAUAAACUGAAAAGACUCAAAAUGCCAGGGCUGCACCAUAAAAAAAACCCACACAUGCAAUCUGAUCUUCCCUUUUUGGGAAAAAAAAUCAUUUCAUCUGUGACCCAGGUGAAAGCAGAUAUGAGCCAGGGGCACUAAUGAAAAGAGCUGAAUACCCUGCUAAUACAGUAACAGGACCCCGGUGGCUUCUGGGUAAUAAGGCAAAGUGGUUGCUAAGUGAUUUGGUGUGUCUCAGCACUGCUGCACCGCACCUGUGGCUCUGAGCUCUGUGCCUCUCUGGCUAAAAACCACAGACAGUUCACACAUCACCUGGGAUUAGCUAGAAUUAUACAUUGUUAAAGUUAUUAGAGAUAAUCUACUGUAUGCCUCUGAAAUUAGCCUCAUUUAGCUCCUUUUAGUCGUAGGUCAAGCUGGUCUUGAUUUGUCUUGAGAAAGGUCAUUGGAGAAGAAAACCAGCAACUUCUAUUUUUUCUACAUGUAUACAUGAGGGUAAGUUAUAUGUGUGUGUGUGUGGUUCAUUGUGUUUUCCACAAUCCCUUUAGAGACAUGCAAUUAUUGGAAAGUGUGUGUGUUAAUGUGUUUGUGAAGGUGCCAAUGUGAUGAGUUAGCUUUAUCACAAUUAGCCUCAUGGCUGCCAUUUUGCAGAUGCUCUCUCACUGCAGCCAACACACUGCUAACACAAGCACCUAUAGAUGAGCAAAGACAGGCGCGCGCACACACACACACACACACACUUUCUAUCUUUCUAUAAUGCUACUUCUGAUAUUAAGUGUAUUUCUGCCUCAUGCAACUUCACAUACACACACAAACACACACUCCUUAACUUUUAACACCAUAAAAGCUUUGUCCUCUCUGUGAAUCCUCUCCAGUUCAGUAAAUUCUGACUCUGGAUGUCGUUAUUGCUUCACCUUCUGCACUCACUUUUGUCAACUUACAGUGUGAUGCUCUUUCAAUGACUCAGAUGCUUUUAAAUCCUCACACACACACACACACACACACACACACACACACACACACACAAAUGUACAUACAGAGACACACAAACUGUGGAAGCAAGGAGUGUUUUACAGUUACAGAUUGAUUCUGAAGUAAGUCAAAGUGAAAUUUGAAUUCCCUUCACUUUUGUGUAAGGAAUUAUGAACUGAAGUGAUAUUGCAGCUAUAGGAAGCUAGCAGCUGGACAAACUAGCUACCAUCAAUGGCUUCCCCUUUUAUUUCGAGUUGUAACAUACAGAGUAGCUGUUUUCAGUUUUUUAUUUUAGGUGGAGUCACAGAGUAUGGACUGCUGAAAUGACCAGGUAGCCUACUACUAAAUGGCUAACAACGUUAUUCCCCAAACAUGUUAAUUGUCUGUGUGCCUGUUGGUUUUGAGUUGAUAUUAUGAUCUGUUUAUAGCUUUAUAGAUUUCUUUGCAGUAUUUACAGCAGUAGAUUUUAGUAUGCUGUGCUCUCCAUAUUUGAUAAACAAAUUACACUGUGAUUUUACAAAAAUGCUAAAUAAAGUUUAGUUCUUUUUCUGUC
Messenger RNA from Lates calcarifer (barramundi perch), 3898 nucleotides. It is a transcript of the gene cerk, whose product is annotated as ceramide kinase. Lineage: Eukaryota; Metazoa; Chordata; Actinopteri; Centropomidae. The record is from RefSeq and is a predicted model, not a curated record. Gene Ontology annotation, molecular function: kinase activity.